Acromyrmex echinatior (Panamanian leafcutter ant) is the source of this 4774-nucleotide messenger RNA. RefSeq names its product tyrosine-protein kinase transmembrane receptor Ror (gene Ror). Gene Ontology annotation, biological process: multicellular organism development; protein phosphorylation; cell surface receptor protein tyrosine kinase signaling pathway. Lineage: Eukaryota; Metazoa; Arthropoda; Insecta; Hymenoptera; Formicidae. Gene Ontology annotation, molecular function: Wnt-protein binding; ATP binding; transmembrane receptor protein tyrosine kinase activity. The record is from RefSeq and is a predicted model, not a curated record. Gene Ontology annotation, cellular component: signaling receptor complex; plasma membrane.
GUCGAUUCGUUGUGUCGUUCUGUGUAUUUACGUGAAAAGGCGUGCGGGAGUGACACGCGUUGCGAGACCGGCUCCCGAUCAACGAAAUUAGACGAAUAGAGUCGCUUUCGAACGAGCAGUUAUAAUCCGAAUAGUCAGCGAGGGGUCGUUAAACGAACGUGAACAUUUAUUGUCAAAACCGUGCGUGCCGUUUACUGAAUCUUCGCAAUCGAUGACAAUAGAACUGUCAGUGCAACAGUUAACGCGUGACGUACGAUGCCUCGUGUAAAUAAUCGACUCUCGCGAUGACUCCAUCGUAGGUGAUCGUAGAGUGGCGUUGUAAAGUCGAUCAAGAAAAAACGAUCAAAUUCUUUCGCGGAAACAAUCCCGCGAUCAGUACGAUCAUCAUUUGCGCGUAACUUCACAACAGUGACGUUUCGUCGUUCGUCGCGACACGCAUCGUGCACUUUCGAUCGUUACCAAUCGUGACGAGAGACAGGAACGGGAAUCGUUAGGAGCAUUUGACGGAUCCGUGUGUUAAUUGCUUUUGCGAUCAGGUUCACGGGAAGAAAUCCGCGCGCGUGGAUGCCGACGAAACGUCGCGGCCUGAUUCGCCGAACAGUGGCGUGCGCGCAUGCUCCAUUUUGAGAAUUUGAAAUUUUGCAAGUGACUCGAACGAACGCGCUUGAAACUACGUUCACGCGUCUUCGUGCACUCCGGGACUGUUCCUCGAGUAUGUGUGCCACGGCGGGAUUCAUGUGCUUCCUUGUUUCCGCGCGCGUCUACAAUUGACUUUUGUGCAUUGUCUUGUGCGUUUCGCCGUGGGACAACAUGGCACGCAGGGAUCAUCGCCAAUUAUGCACGCUGCUCUUCCUGCUCCUCUUCGCGGACAUCUUGAAAGGUGGAAAUGGCGAUGUCGAGGAUUCGGAUACUGACGUGCAGGACUACAGUACGGACGAGGACUACAACGAUGUUUUUGACUCAACCACAAACGGGACUGACGUGGACGCUGCAUCCGGCACGAAAAGUGGCACUUUAAAAUUUGUAAGGACUCUGACAAAUAUCUCGAAGGAUGCCGGCGGCGUUGCUCAUAUGCGAUGCGAAGUCGUGGGCGAUCCACCUCCAACAAAGAUACGAUGGUACAAGAAUGAAGCACCAUUAGAAGAAAACCGACCAAAAAUCACUAUUAAGAAAAUACACGCGCAAAUGCAUGAACAUGUGGCGCAAAACUUGGCAGGAAGUAGAUUAAAAAUCACAAAUUUGGACGUUUCUGAUAUUGGUUUUUAUACUUGUCGCGUCACCAACGGCAAGGAUCAAAUUCAAAGCGAAGGAACACUACGAGUCGAUUCCUCAAAGAAAUGGCCAGCUCCUAUACAUCCAGAACAUCCUAUAGGACAGCCAUCGGGCGACAGAUUUUCCACGGGAAUGUCAGGUUUCAUGGACGGCAUGGGACAUGGAGAUAUGUUGGACAUCUCAGGAACUGGAAUGUCUACACCUCACAUCUCUCACUUGGCAUCCGCGAAUCCAUUUAACAUACUUUCACCGAGUCCACAGCCAACCAGCUCACAAUCCAGCACUAUGGAUUUCAAUACACUCAGCGGCCUUACUAAUGGCAAUAUACAAUUCCCUCCUAAUAUGAAUUUUGAUGAGAUGUCAAGCAUAAGUUCAGUUUCAGGCAGAAAGGACAAUCAUAAAGGAACUUGUGAGGUAUAUAUAGGAAAAACCUGUGCACAGUUUGUAGGAAAUCAAUCGGUUUAUAUUAUAUAUCCCAUGACACAGAAAAUGCUCGAGGAGAAAUUAAUGAAGGCCUUUCAAGUUAUCAAUUUCUCAAAUGAGCUCUCGUCAAAUUGCGAAGGAUAUGCGAAGCCAUCCCUUUGCUAUUCCGCCUUUCCGAUUUGCCGCGACCCAUUUAAUAUUAAAAAACCGAAGAACGCAGAAGCGAGCACGCAACUCUUCAAUCUCCUGAAUUCCAAGCAAGAUGAUUUUUUAGACGACGGAGAUCGCGAUGAUACAGAUGAUUUUUCGAGACUGCAUAGUGUUCCCAAACGUAGUCCUACUUUGGGCCCAGUUUUCAAUUUUAUGCCCAAUGAAGAUGGGAAGUCAAGCAACAAGAAAAUAAUUAAUCAGAGUUACGGCGACGCACGAGCAUCCAGUAGAAAUGAGAUCAAUCGUAAAUUACGAAGGAUAUGCCGGGAGGAGUGCGAAAUGCUGGAGAAUGAAUUGUGCAGAAAGGAAUAUGCGAUAGCAAAGAGGCAUCCGUUGAUUGGGCAUCAAGUGCCUUUGGUUGAAUGUUCUGACUUACCACUGGAAGGGACAACUGAGGCUCGUGAUUGCUUAACACUUGGGUUAUCUGUGGUAAACAACGUGCAAGAAAAUGAUUAUUGCUAUUGGGGUAGUGGAAAAUCCUAUCGAGGAAUUGUGAAAACGAGCGUCAGUGGAAGAAUGUGUUUGCGGUGGUCUCAUCACUUUAAUCUUCCGAUUUCUGAUUAUCCCGAAUUAGCUGGACGUCAUUCUUAUUGCCGGAAUCCUGGCGGUAAAGAAAUUCAGCCAUGGUGUUAUGUUGAUGUCAAUAACAGAAUGCAAAAAGAAUUUUGCAGUAUACCUAAAUGUGUUGAGAAUUUAUGGAUUUAUGCGGUCGUUGGUUUUGUACUAACAGGAGGAUUUGUUAUUAUAUUAAUUUGUUAUUGCUGCUGCUACAGAAGUAGGAAAUCCAGAAGGCAAAUGAAUCAUUUACCAUCCAAUAAAAUGUUAACUAGUAUCCAGUGUGAUAAGAACAUAUAUGAUGGAAGGAGGAGCACAACACAACCCAUGGAAAUGAGUUCUCUUUUGGCAGGACCUGGUAAUACGACGCCGGGCACUGGCACUUUAAGCAGUGGCAGUAGUAGAACAUCUAAUAAUAGGAUACCGCAAUUUACUACAAAUAAUAUCGUGCUCUUGCAAGAACUUGGUGAAGGCGCUUUUGGAAAAGUUUAUAAAGGCGAAUUGCAAACGGGAAAUAAAUGUGAGCCACCUAUUUAUGUAGCAGUAAAAACACUGAAGGAAAAUGCUACGCCCAAGACUCAAAGCGAUUUUAAAAGAGAAGUCGAAUUGAUGACAGAUCUACGGCAUCCGAAUAUCAUUUGUUUGCUUGGUGUGAUACUGAAAGGAGAACCAAUGUGUAUGCUCUUUGAGUACAUGACUCAAGGAGAUUUGCAUGAGUUUCUAAUCUGUCAUUCUCCGAGAUCGGAUGUUCCAUUAAAUAAUAGUGGCGGAAAAAUUCUGGAGCAACCGGAGUUUUUGCAUAUUGCUUUACAAAUUGCUUCUGGCAUGGAAUAUUUAGCUAGUCAUCAUUACGUCCAUCGUGAUUUGGCAGCAAGAAAUUGCCUAGUAGGCGAUAAUCUAACAGUAAAAAUCUCAGACUUCGGUCUAUCGCGAGAUAUAUAUAGCAGCGACUACUACAGAGUACAAUCCAAGAGUUUACUUCCUGUUCGAUGGAUGCCACCCGAGUCGAUUCUUUAUGGUAAAUUUACUACCGAGUCGGAUGUAUGGAGUUUCGGAGUUGUACUCUGGGAAAUCUACAGUUAUGGUUUGCAGCCAUAUUACGGAUACAAUAAUCAGGAAGUUAUAGAUAUGAUUCGCUCGCGGCAACUAUUACCGUGUCCUGAAGACUGUCCGACGAUGAUUUACAGUUUGAUGAUCGAAUGCUGGCACGAAGUAGCGAAUCGUAGGCCACAAUUCCCGGAAAUACAUCACCGACUGCAUAAUUGGUACAUAAAUCAAACCUAUUUGAGCGAUUUCUGCAACGAAUCUAUCACCAGUUAUUCCGGCAGCAGUCACAAGAGUACGAACAAGACUAAUUCGACACAACUGUCAGCGCCGAUAUAUAAGAGUGAUCAAAAAACAGGCACGGAACCAGUAAACAUGUGUAAUCUUAACGAUCACAAUAACGUGAUAAAAAUGCUACCACCAACAAAUUUUCCGAAUUCUAAUUGCGUUGAGCAGAGACCAAAUUGCGGUUUUAGCACGGAGCAUGGCACGCCAAUAAAAACAUCUAAUUAUCAGAAUCCCACUACGAAUGUCAAUCUGAACGAUGUCUACGACGACAAACAGUGUUGCUCGCCCAAAUUGAGUGGUGCAAAGAAAGUUUUACCUGCGGUAGUACCUCAGUCGGGUAUUCCCAAGCCAAACGUGCCUAAUGGCUCAAGACCGAUGCAAAACGGUGCGCAAUUAGUUGUCAGGUUACCAGAUCCCAGUAAAGUUACGACUGAAACAAGGGUGUCAAAAUGAAUGACUUCAUUCGCGACCACGAAUGAUUCAUCUUUGAUCAAACAAAAUGCAGCUUCUGAUUUUCAACAGAAACAUUAGCUCCUUACUAUGUUCGUUCACAACUUCAAGAAUUUGGAAUUCAGUAACUGUGUAGAUUGUCAUCGAAACAAGCACUGUCAGUUUUAAAAGAGGAAAAAAAAGUUAUCACACGAAUGCGUACGUUGUUCGUAUAUUUGUCGUGAUAUUUGUCAGCGUCAAUGAAAACGUAUGUUUAUUCUUGCGAUACUAUCGGAUACUUUUUUUUCGAUAAUAUUAUAAACGAAUAGGGUAGAUAUAAAGAGCUGCUACUACUAAUCAUUGCCAUAUACAUUUAUUUAUUUUUACAAAUAUUCACCUAUUUUAUAUUGCCUCUUAUUAUUAGUUCAGAUAACGUAUAUAGUGUGUUUCUUCUUACAAUCUAUUAUUUUUUUGGAUGUGGUAUCGAACAAACAAGAUAGACACAAAAAGUAACUACAAUACUUAAUCACUGCCAUAUAUAUGCAUUUAUUUA